ACGUAUACGACUUUAAGCCUUCAUGACCGACUACUUGCGCCAAGCCGAUAGUAUUGGGGCUGUCGCUGUGGACUCCUAUUUAGUGCAGUUCAGCUGAAACUAUUUCGAGCCGCACCGAUCCUAAGGCGAGAAAAUAGGCAGAAAUAGAAAUAUCCAAUACCUCACGCUCACUCGCCGCAUACCUAGUAGGCCGGAUCUUGUUCAGCCUGUCGACCUGCUAGCGGAUCAGAGUAUAUUGUGGGUAAGAGAUUCGCGUGUAGUCACAUCGCUAUGACCCGUCUAUCCUAAGGUUCGAGGAAUUUAUUUAGCUAGAUCAGCUGAAUCGAACCAUAUCAGAACGGGGAGUAAGGCAUUAAGGUCAGGCAAAGAGGCCGGAUAUGUCUUAUCACGGGUCUAACAAACCACCGCCGCUCCCACCACGGAACCCUAGGCCGACUGGUAAUCCCACACCGUCUCCUCCAGGAUACUCAAACUGGAACUAUCCGCCGCCUCCUCCCCUCGGCCCCCCUCGAGGUUCAGCCUAUCUACCAGCCCACCAACCUCCGCCCCUUCCUCCGAGACCUCCCGGAUAUGAGACCCCUAGUACGAAUUCUAGCCCGAGCUUACAUCUUCCUCCGAACUUCGCUAUCCCCCCUCCACCUCCGGGACCGCCUCCGGGGACGAUUACACCGAGCUUACCGAACACUCCGGUAUCUCCAUAUCCUCAGUUCAAUAUAUCCGGUCCGCCCUCGCCAUUGAGUCCAGGAUCUCAAAGUCCUAAUACCUUGGCAACAAUUCCCCCACCUCCACCAGGACCUCCUCCUCAGUAUACCGGGUAUUCAAGUUCACCCUACAGGCCCUCAUUCUCGCCGUACCAACCUAUUCCACAGCCUCCGGCUACUAAUUAUACUUCAUAUACGCCAGCCAGCCUAUCCGCGGCACCAAGUCCUGGCCACCGGGUUUCUUCAGGAAGAACUCCUCCCUAUCCAUCACCUGUAUAUACACCUUUGAAGGAUAUUCCUAAUAGUCCGCACUCGGAAAAGUCAUCAAACCCACCAAUUUCGCCGUCGCAAUCUUAUAUUCCAGUAUCGAGUUCCCUGCCGGCUAGUCAGCCAUCACCUUAUGUUUCUUAUAUCCCCUCUUCAUCCUCACCACAAAAUGUAUCGCCGCCACCCAAGGCUUUAGAGGCUCGUUUUCAGUCUCUAGCAAUCAAUGACCAACCAGAAACUAGCUCACAACCUUAUAUUUCUUACCAGAACGCCCAGGCCUUGCAGUAUAGUCAAGAUCAUCUAUCAGCUGUUCCUGCAUCACUCUCUCCUGGCCCUCGAGUGUCCCUAUCUGGUUGCCAGAUCUAUGUUUUACCUACGGAAGACGAGUCCAAGGUUACGCAUGCCACCCCCUCGCCACUUGUCCCCUCGGCGGUCACAUCCUGUAUCGAUAGCCCGCUUGCAUUUAUAACUGAUUGGUACUGGCACCCGGACUUGCCCGAGUUCCUAAUCUGUUCGAGAUGUUAUGUCGACCACAUACACGGAACCAAGUUCGUGAAUUCCUUCCAAAGUAAGAGAUUUGACGAUGGCAAGGCGCGCGUGUGCCGGUUUAGCAAACCUAGGAUGAGAGACUGUCUUUUUAAAGAAGCAAUUACACAGAGCUCCCUUGAAUCAGCGCUAGUUUGGAUGCGUACGCGGCCACAGAUACCCGAUUGCAAAGGGAUAGAAGGUGUUAAGGGAAAGGUCGGCAUCAAAUGGUACAAGGCAAAAUCAGAUGCAAUCCCGGGUUUUGUGGCAUGCCAGGCAUGCUACGAAGACCAUAUCCUGACGAACCGGUUCUCCGUCCACUUCGAGCCUGCACCGCCGCAGCCGGAAAGCGAUACCUGGGCCUGCGAUGUCGCCGUCCCGUUCAUCGAGAAGGAGUACGAGACCAAGGGCAAAGUCAACGACUGGGAUGGCUUCGUGAACGAAACGAAAGCUCGAAUGUCUAUAGAGGCUUGCCCGGGGCGCGGCAAGGCAUUGACCUACGGAAAGAAGUGGUUCGUCCCUAAGACCGGGCCCGACGGACUUGUUCUCUGCGCGGGGUGUUACUGCGACCAAGUAAUCCACACCGGCGAAGAAGGGCGGUGGGAAGUAGCAGGAAACUACACAAAUAAGACGAGCAAGUACGUUCUAUGUGGUAUGGGAAUAUUCAGUAUUAGAAUCGCUAUGUCGCACGCGCACGAGACUAAGAACUACGACUCGUUCUGGACGGCCGCGCGCAAGGUCGCCGACGAAAAGUUCUGCGAGGACGACGGCAUCGAAGACGGUGUCUGGUACUCGUUUCCUUCCGACCCGGUAAAUUUCGGUAUCUGUGCUCGCUGUUACGUGGGAAUCGCGGAGAUGCUCAAUGUAUCCCAGUUCUUUGUGCGGAAGCGUGACGCCCAGCCACCCAGAAGUAAAUGGCGUUGCUGCUUCAGCGUCGCACACCCUCGAUUUAGACAAUUUAUGCAACACCUUCUAGAAAUGUACUAUACGCUUAACCCACGAUCUUUUAGCGAAUUUGCUUCGGUGUAUGCUUCCAUGCCGGCAUGUCCUCGCGACGAGGAUGGGAAGCAGAAGCGUUGGUACGGGUGGAUAGACUGUACGAUUUGUUCCGAAUGCUAUCAUGAUUUCGCACGACAUACGCCGUUGGCAGCGAAAAUGGACUUGAACAACACACCGUUAGAGACGACAGCGAUGUGCGAGAUGUACAGCCCGCGUAUGCGCAAUCUGUACAAGGAGUGUGGCGAGACAUCACCACCGGAUGCAGGACCGCUGCUUGUUUAUUCUGUACAGCGGCGGCUUGUAUGGGCAGAAACGGUGCCACAGAUGCGAAUGAUGUUGCUUCGAGCGAAGAUGGCGUUGAAUCAGCAGUCGUUCCUUAACACGACGAGUUCAUUUUACAAUUCUGCCGGCAUGCUUCAGGAGAUCACAAUGGGAUCGUCGCAUACGUACGGUGCGGCAGGGGUUGGGUACGGAUACUCAAACAUGAAUCUCUUACAGGGCGCUAUGUACGGUCAGCAGGCUGUGGCGGUGAGCUCUAGCGCGGUUAACGGCGGUACGAUGAUGUUAGUUGGGCAAUUGGAGCAGCGAUGGAGAGCUGUUGAAUGAAUGAUGGGGUUUGCUGUAAUAAAUUGUAAAUGCCUGUAUAGGUAGGUACUCAUUAGAUCUCAUUCAGAUAGGUGUUACCUACCUAGGUACCUAUAGUACUAACUAUUUUGAAGUUUAUGUACUGAAGUUUUGUGAAAUAGUCAACACUCUGCCU
Molecule: messenger RNA, 3252 nt
Organism: Annulohypoxylon maeteangense
Lineage: Eukaryota; Fungi; Ascomycota; Sordariomycetes; Xylariales; Hypoxylaceae
Exons: 1
Coding region: 378-3098 (906 amino acids)
Source: RefSeq, a predicted model, not a curated record